This is a messenger RNA of Drosophila mauritiana, 2016 nucleotides long. Its product is annotated as mitochondrial sodium/calcium exchanger protein. Gene Ontology annotation, molecular function: calcium:sodium antiporter activity. Gene Ontology annotation, biological process: intracellular calcium ion homeostasis; transmembrane transport; monoatomic cation transport. Gene Ontology annotation, cellular component: membrane. The record is from RefSeq and is a predicted model, not a curated record. Bases 84 to 1937 code for a protein of 617 amino acids. NCBI's taxonomy places the organism in Eukaryota, Metazoa, Arthropoda, Insecta, Diptera, Drosophilidae. The transcript is spliced from 7 exons.
GUAGACCUUUGAAGCAAUGGAGACCCCGACAAUCGUGCCAGUUAUUUUCUAGAUUUCGUUUCGUUCACACACACCACACUGCAAUGGCCACCGAAGACAGCUAUGUGCCCAAUGCCUUCGAUGCGGAGUUCGAUAACUUCUGGGACACGGUCAGCUGCUACGCGGCCAACACGUUUCCCUUCGAGGAGCGGUGUGCCUUUGUGGCGAAAGCCAAGGACUGCAAUAGGAGCACCAAUGUGCUGCCCUACAUGAGGAUCAUGGCCUGCGACCUGAACUGCGUAAACGAAUUCGAGCAGGUCAUCUUCCUCACUCUGUUCAUGGGUCUCUGCUACGAGAUACUUGUUCUGCUGAUCCACGUUUGCAACAAAUACUACAGUCCUGCUCUGAAGGCCGUGUCGCGGUUCCUCCGUAUGAACGAGCACGUGGCGGGCGUGACCUUGUUGGCCUUUGGGAACAGCUCCGCCGACCUAUUCUCCAACCUGGCCAGUGUGAAUGCGAAUGUGCCCGUGUUUGCCAAUAGUUUGGCCGCCGCCCUCUUUGUGUCCAUGGUUUCAGGAGGUCUGAUCUGCUACAUGAGUCCUUUCAAGAUGAACGCGUACGAAAGUGUUCGGGACAUUUUGUUUCUUAUCUUUGGAUCGAUGCUCCUUCAGUACUUCCUGGCCAGCAGUGAACAUGUAUCCGAAACGUCAUUCAUAGUUAUGUUUCUUGUAUACAUUUUUUACAUAUUAGUAAAUGUCGUUGAUGUGUACCUCAUUCGGAGGGCGUUAAAGACAACAAAUGCACAGAUCGAUGCCCUCUUGGUGGGAGAAAUGACUCCGGAAAAGAGAAAGCGCCUAAGUGAAUUGGAGAGAAACCAGGCGAUCUACUCCCGUGACAUGGAAGUGGAGAUUUUUGAAAGGACCAAUUCGGGUCCCAACAUCAACAAAAUAAGGUACACCACCUUGAGAAUGGGCCGCAGCACUCGCAUAAGCAUCGAUAAGAAGGCCACGCGGAAUGUAUUGCACAACAGAGCGCUGGGAAGGAACUGGGGACUCUUCAAGGACCUCUUCAGAGUCCUGAGGCCAAUUAACCGUGAAAAGUGGCGGAAAGGAAACAUAAUCAAGCGUGCCUUUAUGUUGACCAAAAUCCCAGCUGUAAUCUUAUGCUGCAUCUACAUACCUCUGGUGGACUACGAGCUGGACAAACAUGGCUGGAACAAGCUUCUGAAUUGCAUUCAAGUAAUGCUGAAUCCGGCAAUGUCCAUUAUGGCCAUUAAAGCUUUGCUUAGCUCUAGGGGCAACUCGCUGUGGUACGUUGCCAUGGCCGAGGAAUCCAUUUAUGCUGUGUAUUCCCUGCCUAUAACCAUGCCGAUAGCGGUCUUUAUGUUUAUCCAAUCUAGAACCGAUGUGCCACCAUUUUACCAUUCGGUGUUUACUGUUAUGAAUCUGACUGGGUCCAUGUUUAUGAUCUUCAUUUGUGCCACGGAAAUAGACAAGGUCCUGGAAGUCAUUGGCCACAUCCUUAAGGUGGAGGACGACUUUAUGGGCGCAACGGUGAAGGCUUGUACAGGAAGUCUGGGUCCGCUAAUUGCCAACGUGGCGAUGGCCUUGCACGGAUAUCCCAAGAUGGCCUACGCCUCAGCCAUUGGAGGACCCUUCUUCACCGUUGUCAUGUCCGCCAGCACUGUGAUGCAUGUCAAGAAUCUAGUUGGCCUCCCGGUCUCGGAAGCUAACCAAACGGGCAAUUACGGCUUAAAUGCAUUCAUUUUUUUAAACCUGGGUCUGUUUUCCACUCUUCUAUGGUCCACGACGCUGGGAUUUUUCGCCAGGCGCUCCGUGGGCAUAUUUUCCAUCGUGUUUUACUGCAUUUACUUGCUUUUUGCUAUCCUAAUUCAUAGAAAAAUCAUACAUUCGUUUUCUUCGGACUUGCCAGUCACGGCAGCUUUUGGCGAUAUCUAGGGAAAAAGGGUUUUCUAUGGAAAUAUAAAAAUUCGAUGUACCAAAUUCGACAUAUAAAUAUACAUUUUCCUAACAUUUA